UUGACACAUUUGUAACCAUACCAGGUAAAUAAAGCAUUAAAGAUUGUGAAAUCCCCACCAAACCUCCAUACCAAGUCAAUGGAUUGUUUCUUCUUGACUCUGGAAGCCUCUUUUCUAGAAGCCUAAGCCCCCGAUCGAAGGAGAAGUCGCUUAAUGAGCUGCAAAGUAUGGUGGAGCGACGGUCACAUGGGCGGCAAUUAAAGCGUGUGACCACGUAGCAAUCAUGACGGAAGAAAACGUGCACCAAGCUGAAAGGGCUGCGCAGGGGAAAAUAAAGUACAGAUUUAGUGGCCAUGGAUUCCUGUAUUCCUCCGCCGGAUGCCCAUUGUACUUCCUUCCAUGGCUCGUCAGCAGUUAAUUGCGCAGUCAUCUCUAGGCAGGGGCGAUUCAAAUGCAAGCCUUUCACAAAUGGAAGAGGAUGACAUUAAGCUGAAAACGCAAUGUUGGUCCAAUGGCCCUUCGGGGAGGGCUCGGCAUGAGUGUCUUCAACAACCUACUGUUGAGCCAAUGGAUGAUCACCUGGUAGAAUUCUCAGAAACCCUAAGGACUGUAGCCAAGGCAAUGAGGCGAGUGGCAGAGGGGAAAGCUCAUGCACAAGAAGAAGCGGCUGAUUGGAAGAGGAAAUAUGAAAUAGAACGGUUACGAAAUUCGCUGCUAGAACAGAGAGGGCAAGGAAAAGUGAACAUUAACUGCAAGAAACCAGUAGAUUUGCUUCAACAAAAUAAGAACGGAAUUCUAAUGGAAAAUCAAAAUGGGCUAAGUUUUGAGAAACACACUAUAUAUAGUGAGGAAGUCCUUAACAGGGAAGCGACCAAGUUUGAUUUGGGAAACAAUGCAAACCCAAAUACUGGAAAGUCCUUGUUCACACUUGCGUGGGGAUGUAAUCGUGAGAAGAAUACACGGCAUAAGCAUGAUGUUGUUUCUUUUGAGAGUGGUAAUAUUACUACUGCUGUCCGCAGCAGUAAGCAGAUAACUUUGGAGUGGGUUUCACCUCCGCAAUCUGUGAUAAUACUGACGAAGCCUGACUCCACUUCUGUACGAGAAUCAUGCAAAGAGAUGGUCCGGUGGCUUAAAGAAGAAAGAAAUGCUAACAUAUUUGUGGAGGACAGGGUGAAGGAAGAACUUCUUACAGAAAGUCAAUAUUUUAAAUUUGUACAAACAUGGGAGAAAGAUGAAAUUUCACUAUUACACACAAAAGUUGACCUUGUUAUAACAUUAGGUGGAGAUGGAACCGUUCUUUGGGCAGCAUCAAUGUUUAAGGGGCCAGUUCCACCUGUUGUGCCCUUUUCUUUGGGGUCAUUGGGGUUUAUGACACCUUUCCAAAGUGAGUUGUACAGGGAGUACUUACAAAUGGUUAUGACUGGACCUGUUAGCAUCACAUUACGACAUCGUCUACGGUGUCGCAUUGUACGAGAUGCAGCAAAAGAUGAUAGAGUAGAAGAAUCUAUCUUGGUCUUGAAUGAUGUUUCUAUUGAUCGUGGAAUGUCAUCAUUUCUUACUUUUCUGGAGUGCUACUGUGAUGAUUCUUUUGUAACUUGUGUCCAAGGAGAUGGAUUAAUUUUAUCAACAACAUCGGGAAGUACAGCUUACUCAUUGGCAGCAGGGGGCUCUAUGGUCCACCCUGAGGUCCCAGGAAUCCUUUUCACCCCAAUUUGUCCACAUUCAUUGUCAUUCAGACCCCUCAUUUUACCUGAAUAUGUUACUAUUCGCGUGCAAGUCCCCUACAAUAGUAGAGGCCAAGCAUGGGCCUCCUUUGAUGGCAAGGACCGAAAACAGCUUAAGGCAGGUGAUGCGCUUCUUUGUAGCAUGGCUCCUUGGCCUGUGCCAACUGCAUGCCAGGUGGAUUCUACACAUGACUUCUUGCGUAGUGUUUGUGAAGGGCUGCACUGGAAUUUGAGGAAGAAACAAUCUUUUGAUGGCCCUCGAGAAAUAUAAUGUUUCUUAUUUACAUUAACAUAUUUUUUCAUUCCUCUAAUAGACAAUUUGUCAUGAUAGCUUUUUCCAAGGCCAAAGACAAUCUUAAGUUGUUAUCAUCCUGUAAUAUUCACUAAGGGUGAAGGUAAUUGUAUUAGUCUGUCUUGAUCUUCUCACUCAAUUAUCAUAAUUGUAAUAUAUGUAAUGAUAACAUAAGUAAAAAAAUGAAACAAAAUAUAUCUUUGUAAUUGUCUCAAAAGUUGGACCACUUAGUGGAGCUUGACAGGGCUGUGUAAAGCCCUUGCUUUGUAAUUCUUCUGGUUUGAAUAAGUUUUUACCCCUCUUUUAGUUUAAA
This is a messenger RNA of Cryptomeria japonica (Japanese cedar), 2269 nucleotides long. RefSeq names its product probable NAD kinase 1. Gene Ontology annotation, biological process: NAD+ metabolic process; NADP+ biosynthetic process. The transcript has 11 exons. The record is from RefSeq and is a predicted model, not a curated record. The coding region runs from base 319 to 1935 and encodes 538 amino acids. Gene Ontology annotation, molecular function: NAD+ kinase activity. NCBI's taxonomy places the organism in Eukaryota, Viridiplantae, Streptophyta, Pinopsida, Cupressales, Cupressaceae.